AUGGAGGACGCAGAGGAGGAGAGACUAAAGGUGCUCACGUCGUCGCUCGACGGCCCCGGCGGCGCACCGUUCCUGCACGUCCCGCACAUCAUCACGGGACAUUGUAACCCUCCCCUCAUCUCGCCGGACGUGCGAGAAGGUCCGUACUACAAGCAAGCCCCGCUCCGCACCACGCAACCGUGCCGCGGCCUCGUCAUCCUAGAAGCUCGGGAAGCAAGGCUCUUCCAUGUCUACAACCCAUCCACCGGCCAGAUUGCUACCCUCCCAGAGGGCCGAACGACGGGCGUGGAAACUCAAUAUGACUAUGCAUACUUGGGGCUCGGCUAUGACGCACGCACCAGCAAACACAAAGUUGUACGCGUUCGUUAUGGCGGUCGUGCCGGGAGACUCCCACUGUCCACUGGAGCAGGAUGUGAGGUCUACGACAUAAACACCGCCAACUCUCAGAGGUCAUGGCGUACCAUUACUGGUGCGAAGCCCACGUGCUGGAUAGACUCAUACAACAGAAGCGUCUUUUUGCAAGGGCGCUGCUAUUGGUUAGCACACCGGAAGUUGAGCCCUCGAGAGGAUCUGAUUCUUCUUACCUUCUCCAUUAGAUACGAGACAUUUGGGACCGUAGCCCCACCGCCCGGCAUGCGCGACGACUAUCCGCAUCAGUCUACCAAUUACGACCUGACAGAGCUCAAUGGAAAACUAUGCAUUUUCCGCGAAUUCUCCAUGUGGCACGAGCAGUACGAUGUUUGGCUCCUGAACGGACAUGGAUCGGAUGCAUCUUGGGAUCUUCAUUGUCGAAUUGACCUAGCCAGAGCGUUGCCGCAGCUUAAGAAGUUCAUGUUCAUGCCCAACGACCACAUCCAUCUUUCCAUGGCCCCACUUGCCAUCAUCGACAACGGCCGUCGCAUCCUUCUCACGGAACAUUACAUGCCAACAGCAAUAUGUGCAUACUCUACCGACACCGGCUACACUGAGAGCCUCCUUGACAUGAGCUCCACUGUAGUAAACCUGGUUGCAGUGUACGAGGAAAGCAUCGCCUCUCCCGGGUGCCAGCCAUGCGAGGACACCGCCUUAAUUUCGUCAUCAUCUACACAGGCCCUGUUGAUAAUAUUACGUGUGUUGCCAAGGCACGCCCAUGGAAACCUUAAGCUUGCCUGCCGGAGCUGGCGCUGCAUGAUCGAAAGUGGCAUCUGGCGCCACAUCAAUAGAUCAUAG
Messenger RNA from Lolium perenne, 1209 nucleotides. The record is from RefSeq and is a predicted model, not a curated record. Lineage: Eukaryota; Viridiplantae; Streptophyta; Magnoliopsida; Poales; Poaceae.